CCCGAUGACGGACUAUAAAAGCGCCAGCCCUUCCGCACCUUUUCGCUCUCAUCAUCCCCUCUCAGGAUCGACUGCGACACCUCACGGGCGAUCAUCAACCUCACUUCCAAGCCGUCGACCUCACCUCCUGAAGUGAUUCCGCUUUACGCCAUCUAUCAUUUUCAAACGGUGUAACUGGAAUCAACCACGUCAGAACUUUGCAGCCAUGAACAACAACAUCAAGCUUGAAGAUGAACCUUCCACCUCACCUCCUGGUUUCGAGCAAAUGCUUGACAACAUGCGCGCGCAUCUCAACAAUAUGCAUAAUGAACUGAACGAGCUACACCACCAGAGGAACAUCAGCGAACGGUUCUAUGCGACAACCUUAAAGAACAAGGACGAUGAGAUCGCCGCUCACAAAGACACUAUCGCGACCACCAAAGCCCUCAUUGAUGCGCACACUGCCACUCCCAAUGUGCAUGGAACCACGGUCAACUCAUACCACACACAGUUGGGCGCCAAGGAGGCUGAGUGUACCCGCCUUGAGAUUGAGAAGAAGGACCUCCUCAAGGCGAAGGAGCUUAUGGGGGCGAACAUCACUCAACUCACCAAGCAGAACCGCCUGUUGAACGCAAAGGUUAGCUUUUUGGAAGCUCAAGCGAAGGAUAAGCGUGGAUACAUCAUUACCGACGACGACAGUGUUGCGCGUCGAAUUGGCGAGCUGCGGAGCCAGUUGGACGGUUCCACGAAGCGCAAUAUCGACAUUCAGUGUGAGAAGUCCGAACUGCAGAGCGAACUUCAACAAGUUCAGGCUGAGCUCACUAAGACCAAGAAGUUCAUCGAACAGACCUUAGUCAACAAAGUGAAGCUUGAGUCAACUGACAACCCUGUCGAUAAGAAGCCUACCUUGGGUCCCGAAGGCAUUCGUACCAACUCCACCUUUUCCACCAAGACCACCCUGCCGGCUAAGAACAGUAUGCCGACUAAGACCACCCAACCGGUUCGAUCCGCCCGAUCGCCUGAUCCACCGGAGAGGAAGCUCAUCUGCCAACGCUGCCUCGGCGUCUACGGAGAUGAAUGUGACGGGACGCCCAACUGCUCUCGGUGCACCGCCAUGGGUAAGCCUUGUGUGUACAACCCCUGCGUGGACUACCACACUAGCAUUGCACAGGUCUGCAACUCUCGCCACUGCCACUUCAUCCACGAUGAGCAGGAGUACACUUGGUCGGGAAGCAUUCGCGUGGAACUCACUGGUUAUGAGAUCCGUAGGUAGAUAGAGACACCUCGUUAUGAGGCUCACAAGCAGAUAGUGAUUGAUUGAAAGCAUCCGGGUGGCUCUCUCACUGGUUAUGAGAUCCACAAGUAGAUGCCAAUCACAGGUUAUGAGGCUCAUGGGUAGAUAGAGAUUGUACGCGAUGUACAUCAUCUCAAUACGACAACU
Molecule: messenger RNA, 1420 nt
Organism: Aplosporella prunicola CBS 121167
Lineage: Eukaryota; Fungi; Ascomycota; Dothideomycetes; Botryosphaeriales; Aplosporellaceae
Exons: 3
Coding region: 206-1252 (348 amino acids)
Source: RefSeq, a predicted model, not a curated record